This is a messenger RNA of Eimeria maxima, 3525 nucleotides long. RefSeq lists its product as hypothetical. Gene Ontology annotation, cellular component: cytosol. The transcript has a single exon. The coding region runs from base 1 to 3525 and encodes 1174 amino acids. Lineage: Eukaryota; Apicomplexa; Conoidasida; Eucoccidiorida; Eimeriidae. The record is from RefSeq and is a predicted model, not a curated record.
AUGUUUCUCUUCAGUCAAGCAGCCGCCUUUAGGGGCCCCAACCUGCCUGCUGUCAUCAGUCCGCCGUUUCGUAGAACUGCGACAGCAGCAGCAGCAACCGCAACACCCGCAGCAACAACAGGUACUGUUGAAACUCCAAAAAGACGAGAUCUUCCAAUUUCUCACAAGCGCCUCCAUCAACACAGAAGCAGAAACAGCAGCUUGACUAGUAGCGCCGGAAGCAGCACGUCCAUUAACACUCUUGACCCCAGCCUGACGGAGGUCAAGGGGCUUCCGUCUCAAUCCCGCUGCUGUCUUCGCUUCUACAGCAGCAACACUAACAGCAGCAGCAUAAGCGCUACGAGCACUACAGAUAGUAGCAGCAGCAGCGGGAGGAGCAGCAACAGUUUGCCUGCUGGACCUACGAGCUCCGGCCUCUUGAGUAGUGGGGAUCAAGGGGAUACCCAGCAGCAGCAGCAAAAUGCAGCUGAGGUAGGUUUCUUGAAGCAGCGAGACAGUCGAGUGUCUCCGUUGCUGCUGCCAUCUCUGCGGCGCGUCUGUCGGCAGCUCCGUUUCCUGUCUGUACACCCCCAUCUGCUAGCAGCUCUUUGCCCCCCUAAAGAAAAAACUCUUCUUGAGCGAACUACAGCACGCCAGAACCGUACACAAGCAGCAGCACAACAAGAAGAAGCAAAGAGGAACAAGGCACAACGGAAAGCAGCUCUGCUGCUGAACAAAGUGUGGGGAGGAGCCACAUACUUCUCCCCCCAUAUUACCAGGGCCGCCUUAUCAGAAGAAUCUACAACAGCUCCAGCAGCAGGUGCAGCCUCACCAGCUGCAGUAAAUGCUGAUACAGCAACUUCACGAACGUCUAGAGCAGUGUCCUCACCUCCAGAAGACCUGCAGCUACCGCAACUGCUAACACGGGUAGCCACGAGAUAUGUGCGCAGGGAAGUGCAGCAGCAUUUGCUGCAGCAACAAGCAUCAGCUCAACAGUCGCCUGUCGGCAUCUCCUCAGAAUCAGCAGAUGCAAGAGCCGCAGCGCCAACAGUAGCAGGAGCGGCAGCAAUACCGAGAUCAGUAGCAGGAACAGCAGUAGCAACGCCGAGCUCAGCAGCAGCAGGACCAGCAGCAGCAGUCGAUGACUUACCAGAGGCUCUUUUUGCAGCAAGUCGUUGGUUGAGUGCAGCAAAGCAGCAAUGCCUCCGGGUGUCUACAGAGCGCACAGUCUGUUUGAUGCUACACGCUCUUAGAACUCUUUCUGACCUUGAAAUGUCCCUGCAAAAAGGCCUUCAUUCUGCUGCUGCUGCUGCUGCAUCUGGAAGCAGUUCCGUUGUUUUUAUGCCUGUCCGUGCUGCUACUCCUGCUUCUGCUUCUGCUGCUGAUGCAGAGGGUUUUGACCUUCAGCAGGUGCUGCAGCUUGGGGAGGAUUUAGUAGAUGCCCUCCAGGCAGAAAAGAAGGAGCUGCUGCAGCAGGGUGCCCGCUGUCUCCGCACUUUCAUUGAACUACAACCGGACAAAAAAAAACCCCAAAGCAGCGGCAGCAGCAGCGGCAGCAGCGGCAGCAACGGCAGCAGCAGCAGCAGCAGCAGCACCCCCCUCUUUCCUUCUCGGCGCCAGCUGCACCAAGCGGCCAAUAGGCUGCUCCCAGGCCACAUGCGACCGUUCCAGAGACCACAACAACAACGUCAGUACCAGCAGCAGCAGCAGCAGCAGCAGCAGCAACACGCGCAACAGCAACAGCAACUGAGGGGGCUUUCGGGCGCCUUUAGACUGGUUCCUGUGGAACAACUUACAGCAGAUUCACUCUGCGCAUCAGGAACAAGCAACAGCAGCAACAGCAGCAGCAGCAACGACGGUCUGCGUCCGGGUCUGCUGCUGGUAGCUCAUCCCUUUUUAGCUGAUGCUUUUGUCCGCGAGUCUGUUGUGCUGCUUACUUCAGUCUCCCAGAAUACUGUUGAGGGAUUUAUGUUAAACCGCAGCUGCAGCAACAGCAGCAAUAACAGCAGCCGCCACAGUAGUAGCGGAAGCAGCACCAGAAGGGGCAUGAAGCUGCUGCAGCGCUCCAUUGAAACGCUGCCCUCUCCGCUGCACCUACUGGCAGCAUGGCAGGAGCGGCAGCGACAGCAACCAGGGAAAAAGCAGCAACAGCGCGAGCAGCAGCAAGAGCAGAGUGGUCAGGUGCAGCAACCCGAUGUGCAGAGGUGCAGCACGGGAGUUGGACAGGGUAGUAGUUGGCUCAGUUUGCUUGAAGAGAACCCCCAGCUGUUUCUAUUGUUGCGGGAGGCACAGGUAGCAGCAGCAGCAGCACAGGCAUCUUGGAGGAAAAAGAAAAAGUUCCUACAACAACAGCAGCAGUUGCUGCACCAAGCGCUGGUCACAGCCUUGGCGCAGCGAGCUGUGCAGACGCUGCCUCUCUCUCCCCACAACAGCAGCAGCAGCAGCUGUAUUAUUGUCAGCACUAGUGGCAGCAAACGUCUUGACGGCGUUGGAAGCAGCAGCAGCAGCAGCACCAGCAGCAGAAGCAGCAGCAGUUACAUACUGCGCGCUGCACCUGCCGGAAGGGCGGAUGCGGGCCCCUUGGACAAACUGCUUUCCCCUGCUUUCUCUGGAGGUAGGCAAGGACGAGAUGGUGGUGCAGUCCGAGAGCAGCAGCAGCAGCAGCAGCGCCAGCAGCAGCAGCUUCUCCUAUGGCUAGAAAAUGGUUUUAAAAGAGAAGGCUGGGAUUCAGCAGCGGCAGCAGGGGAGUAUCAGGCACGGAAAGCCCUUCUUCAGCAACUGUUCUGCUUGCUACAGCAGCUACAGCUAGCUGAAGCGUUCAACCCUCCCAAUAGCAACAGCAGCAGCAGCACCAUCACCAGCACCAGCACCUGCACUACCAGCAGCAGCAGCAGCAGCAGGGAAAGGCUGACUGGAGUUGAAAAAGUGCGUCUCGGGGGCCCCUGUGAAGGCUUUGUAAAGCUAAGGGCAGAGAGAUGGAGAGGGAGUAGAGCAGACGGUGCGCGGGCCUCGAGCUGUCUGUACACCGCAGAAUCCCAAAUCCAAUGCCACGCUGCAGCAGCUGCUGCUGGUGCAGCAGCAGCUGCUGCUGGUGCUGCCGGUGCUGCCGGUGCUGUUGCCGCCGGGGCUGUUGCUCAAGUGAGCGAGAGCGAUCCUUUGUCGGUUAAUGAAAGUCUCUUCUUAGGGAAAAUGGUGUGGAAACAACGGCAGCUGCAACGCGAACUACGGGAGGGCCUGUGGCUGCUGCUGGAGUGUACAGACACCGCAGCGCUGGAGGAGUUGGUAUUUGGCAGCUGCAGCGCAUGCAGCCCCGUCUCGAGCAAGUUCCCCAAGCUAAAGGGGGGGAAGGAAGCUGCUGCGGCUGCUGCUGCUGGGGCUACUGGUGCUGCUGCACCUGCUGUUCCAUGCCCCCUCUGCUGCAGUCGCGAGGUGUACAGACAGCUGCUGGCUGCAGCAGACAAUGCAGAUUCUCCCUUCUUUGCCUCUGCCUACCGCCUCUCCCCUUUAGUUGCUGUUGCGCUGCAGCAAGCAGUCAAUGGCGCCUGA